AUGGAGGUGCUUGGAUUUAGUGUCCCGUUAUGGCUGGUGUUGAUCGUAGCCGUACUGGCUCUGUAUACAUAUAUGAUGAGUCGUCACCAUGGUACCUUUAAGAAGCUAGGUAUCCCAGGUCCUGCACCAUGGCCUAUCAUUGGUAGUCUUAUAGAGAUCAACAGUGGGGGUUUCCAGAAGUUUCAGAUGGAUUGUAUGAAAAAGUACGGAAAAGUUUACGGGUUCUAUGGCGGAUUGUCACCUUUAACACUUGAAGUUGGAGACAAGGAUAUGCUAAGGCAGAUUCUUGUAAAAGAAUUCGCUAACUUUUCGGAUCGAAUAGUAUUUAAAGGAUUCAAUGGGGACGCUGACGCUGCUAUAAAUAACCUCAGUGGGGAUCAUUGGAAACACGUGCGCAGCAAGAUCACCCCUGCAUUUUCUACUGGGAAAUUACGUAAAAUGGUUCCAUUGGUAGAUCAUGCCAGUGAUACGCUUGUGAAAUCUCUGAGGAAGAAUCUGAAAGAUGGAAAUGGAGUUAUUGAAAUGAUGGAGGUAUAUGGAGCCUACACAAUGGACGUGAUAUGUUCUACUGCCUUCGGUAUUCAGAUUGAUUCACAAAACAACCCAAAUGAUGAAUUCGUUUCCAAUGCAAGGAAGUUCUUGAUUUUAAAGUUAGCAUCUCCUAUCAUCUUAUGUUUGAUAUUUUUGCCCAAGCUCCACUUUUUGAUGCCCUAUUUAGGAAUAUCGUUCUUGGAUAAAGACAUUCAGGCGUUUUUCCGUAAGAUAACAACUAAACUUCUCGCGGAACGUGUCGCAGGAAGCAAGGAUCGCGUAGAUUUUCUCCAGCUGAUGAAAAAUGCUCAGCAAGAAAAUGAAGAUUCCGACAAAGAAGAUGACGAAGAUAAUAAUGAUAACAGUUCUGUAAACAAACCGUCCACCGCCUGGUCUAGGAAAGGUAUCACAUUCGAUGAAAUUCUUGGAAAUGCCGAGGUAUUCUUCUUCGCUGGGUAUGAGACCACUACGAUAACACUGGCAAUGGCUUCAUACUACCUCGCCUUGUACCCAGAGUACCAGGACAAGCUCCGUCAGGAACUGACAGAUAAAAUCGGUUCACAACAGGUGACCUAUGACAACAUUCGUGAGGUCAAAUACCUGGAAAUGAUUAUUAAUGAGACUCUCAGAAUCAACCCUCCCGCUACACGGACCGACAGAGUCUGUUUGAGAGAUACGGAAAUCAAUGGUAUAAAGAUCCCGGCUGGUAUGAAUAUUAGUGUACCUAUAUAUGCCAUCCAUCACGACCCGGAUAACUGGGAAGAUCCCGACAAGUUCAUUCCAGAAAGAUUUGCAGACAAUGACAGUUACGACCCACUGACCUUUCUCCCGUUCGGAUACGGACCACGGAUUUGUAUCGGCAUGAGGCUAGUCCAAAUGGAGUUGAAAAUGUCACUUGCCAAAGUUGUUCGUAAUUUCAGGAUAUCCGUUUGCAGUGAGACCCAGAUUCCCCCUGAUAUGAUGAAGCUGGGAUUGCUUAAACCAAAAUCAACUAAACUCAAACUAGAAGAGAUCAAGUAAAGCGCUGACCUGUGGGAAAACACGAUUUAGAAAAUCUAUAAUGGAACAAUUCAAACAUCGAAUUUGGAUUCAUUUGGUAUUUAGUAUCACUGGUGAAUCCUCGACAACUACAAUUAUACAUGGUGUAGCUGGUGUAGCAAAUCUUACUCGUUUUUAUCUAUUUUUUUUAAGUUAUCUUUAUCGACUUUCAAAUUUCACUUUUUAUGUAUCAACCUAUUGUCCUAUUUAUGUUAAUAGAAGAUACACAAGGUAAAAUACAUACGACUAUUUGAACAACUGUGAUAUUCUGGAUUAGAAAAUUGUUUAAGCUGUGUUUAUUUUCUUUAAUUCGAAGUCAAAACUGGUACUAUUUCAUGACGUACUGUGCGUGAAGACAGUAAGUGAUAAAAACCACGAAACAAUCCUUUGCCUCAACGGAAAAGAUGGCCGCCAUUUUUGGGCUAGCGUCAGAAUUCAUUAGUGUAUAUAAGUGAUUAGAUCAUGAAAAGUAUCAAUUAAAACCAAG
This is a messenger RNA of Ylistrum balloti, 2056 nucleotides long. RefSeq names its product cytochrome P450 3A8-like. The transcript has 14 exons. Lineage: Eukaryota; Metazoa; Mollusca; Bivalvia; Pectinida; Pectinidae. The record is from RefSeq and is a predicted model, not a curated record. The coding region runs from base 1 to 1551 and encodes 516 amino acids. Gene Ontology annotation, molecular function: steroid hydroxylase activity; heme binding; oxidoreductase activity, acting on paired donors, with incorporation or reduction of molecular oxygen.